Messenger RNA from Microbotryum saponariae, 1444 nucleotides. The record is from the annotation of a GenBank genome assembly. NCBI's taxonomy places the organism in Eukaryota, Fungi, Basidiomycota, Microbotryomycetes, Microbotryales, Microbotryaceae.
AUGGCCGCCAAUUUCUACUUGUCGUCGCAUGCCAACUACCAUCUGCACCCGCGCUCGGCACUGCUCGCAGCCCGCGUCGACGAUCUGCGCCAUGCCACAGAACAGGAGAUCGCAUGGGUCGAAAUAUGGUCAGGAUCGGGCGAGUCUUUAUGCUUUGAUCUCGGUUGCACUUGUCAGGCUCUUGAUCUGAUUUCAUUACCCCCUUUUGCAAUCCCUCGCCCGUAUCCUCGGCGCCCCGUACCGCAUCCUGGACCCAAACACAGUCAUUCAAAAGUUGUGCAAGCGCCUCGGUCUACGCCAACAGGUCAUAGCCACCGCCAUCGUCUACUUUCGACGCUUCUACCUGCGCAACGCCUACUGCGACACCGAUUGUGCGCUCGUCGCCGCCGCGUGCUGCUACGUUGCCGCCAAGGCCGAGGAGACCCCGGUGCACGUCAAGAGUGCCGUCGCAGAGGCCAAGAUGGUUUUUCAUGGUUCGUUUCCGGAUGCCGUGAUUACAUCCGUGUAGACUUUGCGACUGACCAUGAGAGGAUGCCUCGUGUCUCAGACAUGGGUCUCGCCUUUCCCAGCGACAACACCAAAUUGGCCGAGAUGGAGUUUUACCUGGUCGAGGAACUCGACUUUCACCUCAUCGUGUUCCACCCUUAUCGAUCCUUGGUUCAGCUGUGUGGAAGAGAUGGCGGGCCAUCCGCAGGAGGCGAACAGGGACGACUGAACCGACAGGCGAUGCUCGAGAUGGAUGAACCGGCGCUACAGAUGGCUUGGUGGGUUGGGGUUGACGAAUCGAAUGCGGCUGACAAGGUGCUUGUCGGAACGACAACUCAUCUCACAUAUAUACCCUCACAGGUUCAUCAUCAACGACACCUUCCGAUCAUCGCUGUGUCUCGUCCAUCCUCCCCAUCUGAUCGCUUUGGCUGCAAUCUAUCUCGCCUUCUCCCUCCAUCCGCCACCCUCCGUGGUCAAAGAGACCGCCACAGCCAAUUCGAAAGAUCCAAGCAUCUCUGGACCAGCUUCUCGAACACGUCGGCGAUCAACCGAUGUCACCCCUCCGACUGCCCCUGGGACCCAAGCGACGACUUCUUCGACCGUGGCUACGACCGUGCCCACCGUCGGAGGUCGAACCGAUGCCAUCACCUUCCUGGCCUCGCUUCAAGUCGACCAUUCGCUUAUACUCGAGAUCGUACAGGACGUGAUAUCGCUGUACGAGCUGUGGAACCAAUUGGAGGCGUCGGCACAAGCGACCAGCCCCUCGUCGACGGCUUCACAGGGCGGACCUUCGGCAGCGCCCGUGUCGCGAACCGGCAUAGGUGGCGGUGCCGGUCGGACGACGAGCGUCAGCGCAGACGAGAAAGUCGUCAUCAUUCUCGCGAGGAUGAUGAAGGACCGACAUCGCGAGGUCCAGUCGGAGAGGGGCGGACGUGGGGCCACCGGCUGGAAGAAGUGA